AUGUCUUUGAAUCGUAGUACCGUGGUGUUGAAAGAUAGCAUCGAGGAACAGAUCAGUCCUGUGGUGUACGUGGGUGCCGCGGUUGGUCUUGGUUUCAUCGGCUUCUUCGGUUUUACCAUGAACCUUCUGGUGGGACUGGUGAUCGUCAAGGAUGCACAGGUCCUCUGGACACCCGUGAACGUUAUCCUCGUUAAUCUUAUUGUAGGAGAUUUUUUGGUAGCAUCUCUUGGAAAUCCAGUCGCCAUGGUAUCAGCGAUCACUGGAGGGUGGUACUGGGGCUACAAAGUGUGUCUCUGGUACGCCUGGUUUAUGUCCACCCUGGGAUUCGCGAGUAUCGGAAAUUUAACCGUAAUGGCUGUGGAAAGGUGGUUGCUGGUCGCCAAACCUGUGAAUGCCUUGUCUAUAAGGUACGCUAUGAUAUUAGGUUUCUUCGUUUGGGUCUACGCGCUAUGCCUCUCUGUACCACCCCUUUUCGGCUGGGGAAGCUACGGUCCCGAAGCCGGAAACGUAUCCUGCAGCGUCUCCUGGGAAAUUCAUGAUCCAGAUACGAAAAGCGAUAGUUACAUAGGUUUCAUUUUCAUAUUCGGCCUUCUGAUUCCUGUAAUUGUGAUCACGACCAGCUAUACGUCUAUUGUGUUAACUUUGAGAAAAGUGAGGAAAAGAUCAGGCGCUAGCGGAAGAAGGGAGGCGAAGAUUACGAAAAUGGUUGCAUUAAUGAUAACGGCUUUCCUAGUCGCUUGGUCGCCGUACGCGGCUUUGGCACUCGCCGCACAAUAUUUCGACGCAAAACCAUCAGCAUCUGUAGCAGUGCUUCCAGCAUUAUUAGCCAAAUCCUCCAUCUGCUACAACCCCAUCAUCUACGCCGGUCUGAACAGUCAAUUCCCUCGAUCGUUGAAGAAGAUAUUCGACGUACGAUCGGCGAGGAGUUCGGUACCGGGUAGCCAAAACACGGCGUUGACGAAUUUGAACAGACAAGAUCAAAGAAAAUGAGGGGCGACUAUGAAAAAUUCCUGA
Osmia bicornis bicornis is the source of this 1014-nucleotide messenger RNA. Its product is annotated as green-sensitive opsin-like. Gene Ontology annotation, molecular function: G protein-coupled receptor activity. Gene Ontology annotation, biological process: G protein-coupled receptor signaling pathway. NCBI's taxonomy places the organism in Eukaryota, Metazoa, Arthropoda, Insecta, Hymenoptera, Megachilidae. The transcript is spliced from 6 exons. Gene Ontology annotation, cellular component: membrane; photoreceptor outer segment. The record is from RefSeq and is a predicted model, not a curated record. The coding region runs from base 1 to 990 and encodes 329 amino acids.